AUGGGAGCAGAGAGCCCUCAAAGCAGCAUCAACGAUGCAGAUGUGUGCAAACCUCAAGCUGCUGAGCUGAAAGCAAGCAGUUGCUGUCCAGAUGUUUGGGAUUAUGAUUCCACCAUCCUGAAACAUGGUUGUGACCUGUACUUACCUGGCAACAAACUGGUGUCCGGGGAUCACUGUAAAAUAAUAGUGGAUGAAGAAUCUGGUCAAGUAUCGCUGGAGGAUACCAGCUCUAAUGGAACUGUUAUUAAUAAACAGAAAUUGGUGAAGAAGCAGGUUUGCCCUUUGCAGACUGGAGAUGUGAUCUAUGUUGUUUACAGGAAGAAUGAGCCAGAAAACAAUGUUGCGUAUCUUUAUGAAUCUUUAUACCCUAGACAGGACCGAGCCAAUGACCCAGUAGAACCCAAUGUUGAAAGUAUGUGCCAUGUGACCAAAGAUACCUCAAGGACCGGGCAAAGUGAUGACAAGACCUCAGUUGCAUUGUCUGUGCCAGCUAGUCAAGCUAAUAAUGAUGAUGAACCACAGCCAUCCACUUCUACAUCAAACCUCUUUAAUGCUGCGUCUACCUCUCUCACUGAGUCCGUAGCCACUGUACUGGAGAAUCCCUCAACAUCUUGUAAAGGUCUGGCCUUCUUGGGUUGCUCUUUUCUUGAUCUGGUCUUUUGUCAGCCCUAGAGGCUUUUUGCCUUGAGCAUAGACAGCAAACAUUGCUCUUGCUCCAUACCUCAUUUCAAGCUGAAUAGUAUCCAAAGUCACCC
Messenger RNA from Anolis sagrei ordinatus, 755 nucleotides. The record is from RefSeq and is a predicted model, not a curated record. Lineage: Eukaryota; Metazoa; Chordata; Lepidosauria; Squamata; Anolidae.